GCUGGAACAAAAUUUUGCCUCGGACGACGAAGUUGACUAGCUGCAGUAGAAAAAGGAAGGAGAAAGAUAUUUCUUUUUAAUUUAAUUUUUCCAAUUUCCUUGGACUUCUUCUCUGUUCCUUCUUCGUCCAAAUCAGAAUUUGGACAUUCAUUCCUUCCUCGAAUCCCUUUUCCCUUCAGCACAGGGCAGCAGCCAGGGAGGGGCAAAUAAGAAGAGGGGAGAAAACCCCCUUUCCAGGCAAGUUGGCUGCUUCACCAGCUAGCUCACUGCUGGAAACUGCGGGAAAAAGUGGUGAAUUUUCAUGGCGGGGGUUUAGUUCAGACGGAAGAUCGAGAGAGGCUGGUUCAUGGAUUGAUUAGGUCUGCAAUGGAGUACAAGAAGGAAAAGCUCGUGAGGUUUUAUCCGGAGGGCAAGCAACAUAUUGGGAUUUUUCCAUGGGGCAAAGGUGAUGCAAUAUACCCGGAAAAUCCGGAGAAAGUCUCAUCAUCUUCAUUGCUCAUGACGGGGAGCAAAGGAGGGGGAAAGCUGCCAGAGACCUCGAAGAUGGGAGGGGGAAGGGGGGCCAAUGUCUUCUCGGAGGACUAUCAACCGUGGCACCAGAAAAUGCUGGAUCCUGGCAGUGAUAUUGUGUUGAGAUGGAACAGGAUCUUCCUUGUAUCAUGCUUAGUUGCUCUCUUCAUCGAUCCGCUCUACUUUUAUCUGCCUACCAUAGGAGGGGACGGGAAGAGUUCUUCGUGUGUUAGCACGGAUUACAACUUGAGAAUCGUCAUCACAUUCUUCAGAAGUGUGGCAGAUCUGUUCUAUCUUCUGCAUGUGGUGUUGAAAUUCAGGACUGCUUAUGUUGCCCCGAGCUCUCGUGUGUUUGGCAGGGGCGAGCUUGUCAUGGAUCCCAAGUUGAUUGCCCAGAGGUACAUUCGAUCCGACUUUUUGAUUGACCUCAUUGCCACUCUGCCUCUCCCUCAGAUAGUUGUCUGGUUCAUCAUCCCCGCAACUAGAAAGCCUCGAACUGAUCAUAACAACAAUGCGCUUGCCCUGAUCGUGUUGCUUCAGUAUAUCCCUAGAUUAUAUCUCAUCUUCCCACUCAGCUCCCAAAUUAUCAAGGCUACUGGUUUGGUCACUAGGACAGCUUGGGCAGGAGCUGCUUACAAUCUUCUAUUGUACAUGCUGGCAAGCCAUGUUCUAGGAGCAUCAUGGUAUUUGCUAUCCAUUGAGAGGCACACAACCUGCUGGAAAAGGAUUUGUAGGAAUGAAACUGCUCCUAUCAAGUGUGAGCUCAAUUACCUCGAUUGCGAUGCUUUCAACCACAACGAUAGGAUAACAUGGGCAAAAAACACCACUGUGUUUCGAGAUUGUGAUCCGAGUAAUGAUAUUCAGUUCCAAUAUGGGUUGUUUGGAAAUGCUGUGACGAAAAAAGUUGUAUCUACCAGUUUUGUGGAUAAGUACUUCUAUUGCUUGUGGUGGGGGUUACAGCAAUUAAGUUCAUAUGGCCAGAACUUGACAACAAGCACAUUCAUUGGGGAGACAUCAUUUGCUAUACUGAUAUCAAUCAUGGGUCUCGUUCUUUUUGCCCAUUUGAUUGGCAAUAUGCAGACGUACCUUCAAUCUCUUACAGUGAGACUCGAGGAAUGGCGGCUCAAACGGAGGGACACAGAAGAGUGGAUGAGACAUCGCCAGCUGCCUGAAGACCUGAGGCACCGCGUUCGACGCUUUGUCCAAUACAAGUGGAUUGCAACUCGAGGCGUCCUUGAGGAAGAUAUUCUACGCGGCUUGCCUACUGAUCUCCGGCGUGACAUCCAGCGACACCUCUGCCUCGAUCUUGUCCGACGUGUUCCGUUCUUCUCGCAGAUGGAUGAUCAGUUGCUUGAUGCAAUCUGCGAGCGCCUGGUUUCUUCCCUUAGCACGCAAGGCACCUACAUUGUUCGGGAAGGCGAUCCUGUGACGGAAAUGCUGUUCAUAAUUCGGGGAAGUCUAGAGAGCUCCACGACUAAUGGGGGAAGAACCGGGUUCUUCAACUCGAUCAUGCUCAAGCCUGGUGACUUCUGUGGUGAGGAGCUCCUCGCAUGGGCCCUCCAUCCCAAAUCAUCUCUCAACCUUCCUUCAUCGACUCGAACAGUGAGAUCACUCAACGAGGUUGAAGCAUUUGCCUUACGAGCUGAAGAUCUCAAGUUUGUGGCGAACCAGUUCAGGCGGCUGCAUAGCAAGAAGCUGCAACACACAUUUCGGUAUCACUCGCAUCACUGGAGGACAUGGGCGGCAUGCUUCAUCCAGGCAGCUUGGCGUCGUCACAAGAAGAGGAUGGUAGAACACAGUCUCACGAUGUCGGAAUCUUUCCAGCAAAGGGAACUUGAGAUGAUGAUGGCGCAGGAAGAAGAGGAACGAAGCUCUAGUGCCUUGAGAGGGAAGCUCAACCUCGGAGCAACGAUAUUGGCUUCGAGAUUCGCCGCGAAUACUAGGAGAGGAGUGCAGCAGAAGAUGAAGGAUGUGGAUAUGGUGAAGCUACAGAAGCCAGAGGAGCCGGACUUCUCCGCAGAAGCUGACUAAGUAGGAUCUAUAACUCUCAAUCAAGAUGUCGAUGUGGAUAGCUAUACGAAUAUAGUUUUUGCAGGAUCUUACAGCGUAUAAAAACAGAUCAGAUGGUGCUCCAUUGCACCCUGCAGGGCUGAAAAUGCUUCCCUAGAUUGCAGAAGAUAAAAGACUAGGAGCUCUUUGAAAUCCUAUGUUGUAAUUGAAGCUGUGACUAUUGAUAUGCCAUUGACAACUUCUGUAUGGCAGGCGACACUUACUAGAACAAGAUUAGAUUGAUUUUUUUAGCUGUAUAAGUUGAAUGAAUUCAUUUUUUAAGGUUGUUUCUUUUUACCUUGGACGUUGGAACCUAGAAAUACUGUAAAGUGUACUAAAGGAAAAUCAAAUUUGAGAUCAGUAUCUGCGCAAGCAAAACGACGACGUUCAGGGGGAGCAAAGAGAACAGGAAGCUGGAAGUGAAAUACAGAGAACUUCUUUCUAGUUUUGAGGAUGAAGAUAAUGUUGAUAACGGUGGGACAAGCAACGCCUUGUCUCAAUUUCAGACUUUCUCGUCUCAAUCCGUCGCCAACACUUCGAACUUCCCUCCGGCGACACAACUUCUCCUUCCGGCGAAAUCCCAUCAGAACUCCCGCCAUCGUCGCCGCCGCUGCCACUACUCCCAAGCGAUGGAGCACUGCUCUCAGCUCCAAAAGUUAUGAGUUUGCAGUUUUCGAUCCAUUGGGCAUUGAAUCAAAUGAAGAUUCUGGUUUAGCUGCUGCAUGGGAAAGCUUUGUCUCCUUGUUGUCCCCAAUAUUUGAGGUGGGUUCCUCAAGUAAUUCAAGAAAGGACAAGCCUUUACCUCGAGGAGUUGCAGCUGCAAUUGAGGACAGUUCAAUAGAUUUUGGGGAUUUCUUCAAGGGCCCAUUGCCAGGGAAGUUCCUCAAGCUAUUAGGUUUCUUAGCUCUAUCCCGCCUUGGAAUCUACAUCCCACUUGGUGGUGUUAACAGGGAAGCUUUUGUGGGGAAUUUAGAUCAGAAUAGCUUGUUGAGCACUCUGGAUUCAUUUUCUGGUGGAGGAAUUGGUAGGCUUGGGAUUUGCUCUCUUGGCAUAGUUCCAUUUAUCAAUGCACAGAUUGUGUUUCAACUUCUUGCUCAAGUGUAUCCCAAGUUGCAAGAUCUUCAGAAGAGAGAAGGGGAAGCUGGACGGAAGAAGAUUCUUCAGUAUACUCGAUAUGUUUCAGUUGGAUUUGCUAUAGUACAGGUAACCCAAACAAAAGAGAAAACCAAUGUGAAUCUGAAUGAUAGGGAGGUGGUUUAGUACUAUGGUAGUCAGUAGUAGUUCUGGAAAAGCUAUCUUUCUUGCCCGAUUUUGAUACAAUAGUAAUGUAUUUCGGGUAUUAUGUAUUAGUAGAAUGCAUGCUAUUUUCUAACAGUUCAUCUUUCUUGUUGUCGGGAUUUGAUACAAAAAUCAUGUAUUAUGAUUCUCUGAUUGCAGGCAAUUGGUCAAGUUUUCUUCCUUCGUCCCUACGUAAACGACUUUAGUUCAGAAUGGGCUAUAUCAUCCGUCACCUUACUAACGCUUGGCUCGGUUCUCACAACAUACCUCGGAGAACGAAUCUCAGAUUUGAAGCUUGGCAAUGGGACAUCUCUCUUGAUAUUCACAAGCAUCAUCUCCUACUUGCCAGCUUCUUUCGGUAGGACUACGGCUGAGGCAUUGCAGGAUGGGAACUACAUUGGUCUUGGCACCAUUGUAGCCUCAUUCUUACUGCUAGUCUUUGGCAUUGUGUAUGUUCAGGAAGCAGAGAGGAAGAUCCCACUCAACUAUGCCUCAAGGUAUAGCAGCAGCAGUGGUGGUAGCCUGCAAAAAUCUGCUUAUCUUCCAUUCAAGGUUAAUAGUUCAGGAGUGAUGCCAAUCAUAUUCUCUACGUCAUCAUUGGCUCUUCCGGGCACUCUAGCCCGGUUCACUGGAAUAUCUGUGCUAAAAAAUGCCGCCUUGGCUUUGAACCCUGGAGGUUCAUUCUAUCUCCCUACAAACAUUAUGCUAAUAGCCUUCUUCAACUACUACUACACAUUCCUGCAAUUGGACCCUGAUGAUGUGAGUGAACAAUUGAAGCGCCAAGGUGCAUCUAUCCCAUUGGUCCGCCCUGGUAAAAGCACUGCCGCCUUUCUGAAAACAGUUCUGAGCAGAAUUUCAGUUCUGGGUUCGGCUUUUCUGGCCGUCCUGGCAGCUGGGCCAGCUGUGGUUGAACAGAUCACACACUUGACAGCAUUCCGAGGAUUCGCAGGGACCUCUGUGCUGAUUCUCGUUGGUUGUGCCACAGACACUGCAAGGAAAGUUGAAGCUGAGAUCAUAUCUCAGAAGUACAAGAACAUCGAGUUUUACGAUCUUGACAAGUAUGGCAAAUGAGAUUUUGGAAGGAGAGGAUGGAAGAUCUAUAGAGUUGUAAUGCUAUUCCAAGAGUACUACAUUACACUUGAAAGUAGCUGUAGAUAUUGAAUUGUACUUGUAUGGAAAUAGUGUAUCAUAAUGUUAUA
Linum tenue is the source of this 5036-nucleotide messenger RNA. NCBI's taxonomy places the organism in Eukaryota, Viridiplantae, Streptophyta, Magnoliopsida, Malpighiales, Linaceae. The record is from the annotation of a GenBank genome assembly.